AUGGAGUUUAAAGUAGAUGAAGCCUCCUAUCAAUACCUAAAACCGAGCAAAUCCACAAGGCGUGCUCAAUAUCCAUCAGGUUUAAGGCAAGAUUCAAACUUGACAAUUCCUAUUCUGCCAGCAGAACUCGUUACUGAAAUCCUCUCAAGGCUUCCUGUGAAACCCCUCUUGCGAUUCACGCGUGUUUCAAAAUCUUGGCUUGCUUUAAUUUCUGGUGAUAAAUUUAUAAAGGCCCAUCUUAACUUAUCAGCUAAUAACAAGGACUACAUCGACCGUAAGGUUAUUAUGAGUUCCUACCCUCAGAAUAUAUACAAUCUUAAAGAAUGUACUCUUAGGUCUUUAUUUUAUGAUUCUGUUACCAAGGCUUUUGACUUGGAUUGUCCCAUAAAAUCAUAUGAAAGAAGUCUUUCUUUUGUAGGUUCUGUCAAUGGGUUGAUUUGUCUCCGCAUUCAGAACAAUGACUAUUUUAUAUGGAAUCCAUCAAUCAGAAAGUAUAAGAAAUUGCCUAAUCCUAGACCUGCGAAGCUGGUUGCUUACCCACGUGUAUAUGGUUUUGGAUACGAUGAGCUCGAUGAUGAUUAUAAGGUAGUAGUUAGGUUUUAUCAGUAUCCAAAGAAUACUGGUUUCGAGGUCAUAUAUAGUCUAAAGAGUAAUUCUUGGAGAAGUGGGGAUAAUGGUGGCUGUGUGCGAGCAAAUGGUCGAGGGAUGUUUGUGAAUGGGAAACUUCAUUGGACUACAGAUGCUGAUUUUUACAAUCGUAACAGCAAGAACAUCAUUUCUUUUGAUUUGGCUGAUGAGAAAUGGGAAAUGGUGGAGGGGCCUUGCUAUGGAGAAGGAACCGAUUUUUUGGAGGUGGGAGUGUUGAAUAGUGAUCUAUCUGUCAUUGAAUAUAGGAGACCUAAUAUAGAUCUUUGGGUUAUGACGGAGUAUGGGGUUAAAGAAUCUUGGAUGAAAAUAUUGUCCAUCGAGUAUCAUAAUAAUGAUUUUUUGAAUCCGCCUUUUCUCAUGUCAAAUAAAGGUGAAAUUUUGGUUAUGCUUGGAUCAACUUUCAAGAUAUACAAGGAUGGCUUAUUCAAAAAUCCUAAGUUUAUUAAUUUCAAUGGAUAUUGCAAGGCGGAAAUAUACCUUGAAAGCCUAGUUUGUCCUUUUUCUUAA
Nicotiana attenuata is the source of this 1155-nucleotide messenger RNA. RefSeq names its product F-box/kelch-repeat protein At3g23880-like. Gene Ontology annotation, molecular function: protein binding. The transcript has a single exon. The record is from RefSeq and is a predicted model, not a curated record. Bases 1 to 1155 code for a protein of 384 amino acids. Lineage: Eukaryota; Viridiplantae; Streptophyta; Magnoliopsida; Solanales; Solanaceae.